GAGGUUAGUCCCGGAUAAGAUUUUUCUUAAAAUUUGAAGAAAUUGAUAAUUUCAGGUUCCUGUGGUUAUUGCUACUGACUGAAUUAAUCUGGAUAAAAAAAACAACUUGAUGACGCUUACGAAAUCAAGAUGGCACAUGAGAUACAUUUAAAGAAUAACAAAUACCGGCAGUGGGUUAAGGCUGGCCUAGGCUUGGGUUAUCUUAAAGAGGGACUUGCGCCAUUUUGUGAUUACAUUGGAAGACAGCAGCACAACGAUAUUAUAAACAAAAUACAACAAACAAAGACUUCUCAACCAAACGUACCAUGUGGCGCCUGUCAGAUAACAACUCUCCAGCCAGAUCAUGUCCGAGUCUCAAAAGGGAUAUGUCCCCUCAAUCAAGAUAAAUGUAACUGUUGUUUUCCUAAUAAUAAGAGACCCUGUCCAAACAAUGUAUGUGGUGCCAUCUAUGACAGCAUUAUACAGUAUCAUGCAUCAAUGCCACCAGUACCUUUUUGGAAAAAUAGUGAUGCCCAACAGUGGUCGACAGACCCAUGGAACGUUUGCAAAUGUUUUAUAAAUGCUCCGGGGUACAAGGACAAGACAUCAGCAGUCGACACUGAUUGCACUGGGUUGCUUCAUGUUAUCAUAAAUAACAAGUACUUUCGUAGUCAUAUUGGAUGCAAUGUUACAGGACCAAACAAUCUUUUUUCAAAGGUACGGCAGUACCGAAACGAAAUUUUUCACUCGAGCAAUAUGGAGUUAGAGGAGAGCAAAGCUAAUUGUUAUAUUGAUGACAUGAUAGCUGUUCUACAAGAUGGUAAAGAACUUAUACAUCAACAAGAUGCACAACAAGCUGUCGGGAAACUCCAAGAUCUAAAGCAAAAAGACUUUGUUAUCACUACUGAAUGCUCUGAAGAAAUUUUGAAACAAAUCAAAGAUGAAAUGACAAAAAUGCGGGAAUUUACCGAAAAUGCUGCAACUAAAGAUGAAUAUGAGGAGCUUAAAAAUAAAGUUAUUGAACUUGAAAGACAGUUGGCAAAAGAAAAAGAGGGACAACUUGAGGCUGGGAAAGAACAGAAAAGAAAGUUUACUGAACUUGAGGCAGUUAUAACAGAGCAAAAACAGGUAAAAAAUGUUUUCCUUUUGUUUGUUUCAGGUUGAUAUACCAGUACAUGUAUUCCAAUACAA
Messenger RNA from Ruditapes philippinarum (Manila clam), 1170 nucleotides. RefSeq lists its product as uncharacterized. The transcript has 5 exons. The record is from RefSeq and is a predicted model, not a curated record. NCBI's taxonomy places the organism in Eukaryota, Metazoa, Mollusca, Bivalvia, Venerida, Veneridae. Bases 130 to 1143 code for a protein of 337 amino acids.